UGAGAGCCGCCGACUCCCGACGGAAACACUUCAUAUCGUGGAAUAGGGUUUGCGCGUCCACCUCUCCGUCCCAAUCGGCUCACCGCGUGCGGCACCCCUCCGGCGAUGGGAGGGAUUACAUCGGCGGAGCUCAACUUCCUCGUCUUUCGCUACCUCCAGGAAUCCGGUUUUGUUCAUGCUGCAUUUACUUUAGGGUAUGAAGCAGGGAUCCACAAGGGUGGGAUAGAUGGAAAUGUUGUCCCCCCUGGUGCUCUUAUCACAAUUGUGCAGAAAGGCCUCCAGUACAUAGAAUUGGAAGCAAAUACAGAUGAAAAUGAUGAAGAAGUUGAGAAAGAUUUUGCUCUUCUGGAGCCUCUUGAAAUAAUCACAAAAGAUGUUGAAGAGUUGCAACAGAUUGUGAAGAAGCGAAAAAGGGAGAGGCUUCAAAUUGACCUUGAAAAGGACAAGGGAAAAGAGACAGAAUGCAUUGAGGAGCAUGAACAGCAUCCUGGAGGUGAACGUGAGAGAGAGCACCACGACAAAGAGAAAGAGCAAGAGAGGGAAAAAGACAAAACUGAGAGAGACAAGGCGCAAGAGAAAGAGAAAGAGAGGGAAAAACAACAUACAGAGCGUACUGAUAAGCUUAAGCAUGAAGAGGAUUCCCUUGCCAGUGGAGGUCCUACACCAAUGGACGUAAGUACAGGCCAUGAAAUUUUUAGUACGGAUGUAACCGUUUUGGAAGGGCAUAGUUCAGAGGUUUUUGCCUGUGCAUGGAGCCCAGCUGGUUCUCUUCUAGCUUCAGGGUCAGGAGACUCAACAGCUAGAAUUUGGACAAUUCCUGAUGGUCCAUGCGGUUCCAUCCAAUCAUCUCCUACAAGUGUUCAUGUUCUAAAACAUUUUAAGGGCAGGACUAAUGAGAAGAGCAAGGAUGUCACCACACUUGACUGGAAUGGGGAAGGAACACUAUUAGCUACAGGCUCCUAUGAUGGGCAGGCAAGAAUAUGGAGUAGGGAUGGAGAGUUGAAGCAAACUUUGUUCAAACACAAGGGACCUAUAUUUUCCUUGAAAUGGAAUAAGAAAGGGGAUUUUCUCCUAAGUGGCAGCGUAGACAAAACUGCUAUUGUGUGGGAUACAAAGACAUGGGAGUGCAAGCAGCAAUUUGAAUUUCAUUCAGCUCCAACACUAGAUGUUGAUUGGCGAAACAAUACCUCUUUUGCAACAUGCUCAACUGAUAACAUGAUCUAUGUUUGCAAGAUUGGGGAUGCACGUCCAGUUAAAUCAUUCAGUGGCCAUCAGAGUGAAGUUAAUGCUAUCAAGUGGGAUCCAACUGGUUGUUUGUUGGCUUCUUGUUCUGAUGAUUGGACUGCAAAGAUAUGGAGUUUGAAGCAGGAUAAAUGUGUAUACGAUUUUAAAGAGCAUACCAAGGAAAUAUACACUAUUAGGUGGAGCCCAACAGGUCCAGGAACAAAUAAUCCCAAUCAACAGCUUCUUUUGGCGAGCGCAUCUUUUGAUUCUUCUAUCAAGCUGUGGGAAGUUGAGCAUGGACGCCUUCUUUACAGCUUGGCUGGUCAUAGGCAGCCAGUUUAUUCUGUGGCAUUUAGCCCCGAUGGCGAGUACUUGGCUAGCGGGUCCCUGGACCAAAGCCUCCAUAUAUGGUCUGUCAAAGAAGGCAGGAUCUUGAAGACCUACAGAGGGAGCGGUGGCAUUUUUGAAGUCUGCUGGAACAAAGAAGGCAGCAAGAUAGCAGCAUGCUUCUCCAACAACACGGUCUGUGUCAUGGAUUUCAGGAUGUAGUUCAGUAGUUGCACCAGCAAGAUGAAAUAAUACAAACGUGUAUCAAGCUGCGAGGCUAGCAUUAUUGGUCCUUCCCAUGGGCGCGUGGGUAAUUUUAGAUUACUCUCGGUUUCAGAGGGCUUUAGCUUCACAGUUGUUGUACAGUAGGAACUGUCGAUAGUAUGUUCCAGGGCAAAAGCCUUCCUGACAACUUGACAUGAUGCGUUUUACAUUGUUUGAAGAUAUUGUCUUACCAAGAAGUCUGAAACUUUAUGCAUAGUUAGCGACGGCUCCCGUAUGUUUGGAAUU
Messenger RNA from Brachypodium distachyon (stiff brome), 2061 nucleotides. Its product is annotated as WD40 repeat-containing protein HOS15. The transcript is spliced from 14 exons. Lineage: Eukaryota; Viridiplantae; Streptophyta; Magnoliopsida; Poales; Poaceae. The record is from RefSeq and is a predicted model, not a curated record. The coding region runs from base 106 to 1773 and encodes 555 amino acids. Gene Ontology annotation, molecular function: protein binding; transcription corepressor activity. Gene Ontology annotation, cellular component: histone deacetylase complex. Gene Ontology annotation, biological process: regulation of transcription by RNA polymerase II.